Molecule: messenger RNA, 3048 nt
Organism: Anneissia japonica
Lineage: Eukaryota; Metazoa; Echinodermata; Crinoidea; Comatulida; Comatulidae
Product: E3 ubiquitin-protein ligase AMFR-like
Exons: 14
Coding region: 290-2725 (811 amino acids)
Biological process (GO): ubiquitin-dependent protein catabolic process; endoplasmic reticulum unfolded protein response; protein K48-linked ubiquitination
Cellular component (GO): endoplasmic reticulum; ubiquitin ligase complex; cytosol
Molecular function (GO): ubiquitin binding; zinc ion binding; ubiquitin protein ligase activity
Source: RefSeq, a predicted model, not a curated record
ACCAGAACAUUGGAGCCUGAACUACAAGUGGCGCUAUACCACAACGAAAAAAACAGCCCACAGAAGGCCGAGGUAGACUUGUUGAAAGCAAAAGUACGUACGUACGUGUACUUGAUUGUGUUUUUCGUCUGGAAGAUUCCUCCCUUUUUAGGUUGCCCAGGAAACCACUCAUCCCAUUUGUCCUUAUUGUAAAAAUGCAGACACACUGUGUAUAAAGCAUAAAAUAAAUUUUAGUCCUGAGAUUAAUAAAGUUCAUUUUGGAGAAGCUUUUUGAAGAAAUUUAUUGACAAUGCCAAUUCGUGUUGGAAGGUUACCUAUUCCAUCAUUGAGAACCUAUACCUGUAUUAGUUUUCUUUUUGUGGGCAUCUGUUUAUGGUUUGCCCACAAUGAGGUUCUUUUAUUUGACGCUGAUCAGGCAAGGACUUCAUUAAAUCCAUGGUUAGAUGAGUUUCGACCGCCUGAGUAUUCGUACCAAGAGGGUAAGCCAGGAAAUUCAGAAGCUGCUGAUAUUAAAUCUCAUAUGGCACUAAAAGAUGAUGGGGUCAGGGAAUACACUGCAAAAGAAGAAAUCGAACAGAAAGUUUGGCUUAAGCAUCAUCAGGCUGAAAUAAACGACUAUGUGUCUCAUUUAGAAGAAUUAGUAUCAAAGAAUGAUGUCAAGAAAGAGAAGUCAAUUGCUGAAAAUAAUUGGACUGAAGGAUCAAUCAAUAAGGAUGCAGAACAUAAGAGAUGGAGUUCAGAUGAUAAUGAUGAGCAGGAGGAAUAUAACAAUCUCUUCAUGGACUAUACCUUGUUGGGAAACGACAGUCACGUGAUGAAGAUAUUUAAAGUGAUCAUGCAAGAGCCUAUUUGUGUUUUGGCUCUUGUCAAUUUUGCCUAUUGUUGCUUGAUUCUCUUUGCCAAGGCCCUCCAGCUGCUAAUAAUAGGUAAACUUCGAGUCAGUGAAAGACAGCGUCUCAAAGAGAAAUUUGGCAACUUUGUGUUUUAUAAGUUCAUCUUCAUCUUUGGGGUUCUGAAUGCUCAGAUGUUGGAAGAGAUGGUGCUGUGGUCAGCCUGGUUCUCAGUACUAGCAUUUCUACAUCUCUUUGUUAUUCUCUGCAAAGACAGAUCAGAAUAUCUCUCAUCCUCUCCUACCACUUCAAAUUGGAUGCAUGGUAAGGUGAUGGGAUUACUGGUGUCCAUUCUGAUUUCUGGCUUUGUCCUUGUUGGUAUCUGCUUCUACGUUGGAUAUCCAGCUGAUAUCAACACUUUCUUUUUUAUGUUGGCAGAGUGCAUUAUUCUGAUUGUGCGUGCCAUAUUUGUCAUUGUCAAGUAUAGUAUUCAUCUGUAUGAUUUACAUCAUGAUGGAUUGUGGGAAGAGAGAGGCUCAUUUAUUUACUACACUGACCUCAUUUUGGACACCACAGUUCUAACUGUUGAUUUCUUUCACCAUCUCCACAUGUUGCUAUGGGGCAAUAUUUUUCUGAGUAUGGCAAGUCUGGUGAUUUGUAUGCAGUUGAGGUUUCUGUAUACUGAGAUUCAGCGUAAAUUGCGAAAACACAAGAACUACAGGAGGGUUGUCAAUAGUCUGGAGACAAGGUUUUCAUACGCCACUAAAGAGGAACUUGAAAAUGGUGAUGAUACCUGCGCCAUCUGCUGGGACCAGAUGACAACAGCUCGCAAACUACCCUGCAACCACUUCUUUCAUAACUCCUGUCUUAGAUCCUGGAUGGAACAUGAUACCUCAUGUCCUACCUGUCGGAAAUCUCUCAGCCUGAACCCAGUUCGAACAGAACAGGCGGAUCGUGAGAAUUCACAGAACCAGGCUAGGAGAGCAGCAGGAAUAGAAGCCACAGCUGCUGCAAGAGUUGCGCAGGCGGAUCCCCAUCUUGUCAAUCAGAGAAAUGUGUUCCAUUUCGAUGGUUCUCGUUUUUUUGCUUGGUUGCCCAGCUUUUCUGUGGAAGUAAUGCACACAGGUAAUAUGAUGCGGCAACAAGCGCAAGCCAAUUCACAGCUCGAUACAUGGGCCAAUAACAUCCAACAAAUGUUUCCACACAUUCCUCUUCCAACCAUCUUAGAAGACUUGCAACGUACACGCUCAAUGGAGAUUACUAUCGACAACAUCCUUGAGCAGCGUAUCUUGAUUCCACAAGUACCUAUGGCUGCUGAUCCAGCUGCCGCACCGGAAGAAAAUGCGAAUCUGGCUGAAUUUCAACGCAGACCAGUACAGUUCAAUGCGAAUACAAACCCACAUGCUAAUCUGAGCCCAAGUUAUUCAGUGGAAAGCCAUCAGGAAGAGCGAUUAGAUUCUGAACAGCAGAUGGCAACGGAAGCGGGAGAUGCUAGUACAGUGCAAGCCCAAACUCAACAAAGUGAGGAAGACUCAAAAUUGUCAAGUAUUGAAUCAAUGCCUAGUAGAUUUUCAAAAAGUGCAUCAGAAAGAGAAGAUAUUCUAAACCAAAGGAAAAAACAGCUGUUGCAGAAUGCCAGACAACGUUAUAUGAAGAAACACACAGGCGAAUCUUCAUCUCAAGCAUCAUCAUCAUCAUCAUCAUCAUCAACAUUCCCCAUGGAAACAAAAAGUGAUGAAGGUGGUUUAAGACGGAGAGCUGCCGUAGAUAGAAGUGAUGACCAGCAAUCAGGUUCAUCGCUUGAUUUCACUGUUAAUCCUAACCAAUCGGAUGUCAGGCAAAGAAGGUUGUUAGCUUUUGAGGCAGCACUCAGGCGUAUGCAAGAUGGAGAAUAGAGUCUCCUUGGUAUGCCUUUUGGAUUCAUGACAUGCUUCCAGGUGGAAUUAUUCAUUUUUUUAAAAUCUAGAUCUACAAUUUAUUUUAUUGUUAGAAUACUACCAGUGAAAUGAAAAUAUUGAAAGAAUUAUAGAAGUGUUGAUAAGAGGAAUUUGCUAUAAAUAUCUCAUAUUCAAGGAGGUGCAAUAAUAUAACACAAGGUGUACAUAGUGUAGCUGGUGGCACCUGAGAAACAUAUGCAUUUAGCACUAACUAAAUGUUUAAUUGGCCAAGUUAAGCACAUUCAGUAACUACAAUAUUACAUCAUCCAAUCAUAUAAUUU